AUGACUAUAUUGUUAACAGGAAAAGUAGAUAAUUAUAAAGUUGUUAAUGAUACAGGUAUCACACACGCCGCUGUUUGGGCCGCUUGUUGUUCCUACAUCACUCAAGCCACCCCGUCCAAAUUGAGAUCCUCUGCCCAAGGAGUUCUACAGGGUAUACAUCAUGGACUUGGAAAAGGGUGUGGAGCUAUCAUCGGCGGUCUUUUCGUUAAUAGUUUUGGAACACGCGUGACGUUUCGUGGAUACGGAUUCGCAUGUCUUAUCGUAUUAUUUCUCUUUAUUUUAAUUAAUUAUUACCGGCGCGAUAAGGGUUUUACUUCGUUUCAAGACGAGCACGAACCAGAUACCAUCCUAGAGGAAACUAGUCAUCUGGCUCCUCAUGGUGUACCCGCUAAUCCAAUGGCAAAAUCAUUAUCCAGGCAGAAUAUGCAGGAAAAAAGCCAGGAUAUUUAUGAAUAUCAGAGCACAGGAAAUAGUCUCUCAGUACCUGGAGGUAAUACUCUUUUAACCUUUUAGUGAAACUAAUUGAUUUUUAAUUAUAAAUACUAAAGUAUCUUGCAAGUUUCCUUUUUCUUCUUCUUUUUAUAACGUAGCACUUAACAUUAAA
This is a messenger RNA of Centruroides sculpturatus (bark scorpion), 604 nucleotides long. Its product is annotated as major facilitator superfamily domain-containing protein 6-like. Lineage: Eukaryota; Metazoa; Arthropoda; Arachnida; Scorpiones; Buthidae. Gene Ontology annotation, molecular function: transmembrane transporter activity. Gene Ontology annotation, cellular component: membrane. The transcript is spliced from 3 exons. The record is from RefSeq and is a predicted model, not a curated record. Gene Ontology annotation, biological process: transmembrane transport. Bases 1 to 513 code for a protein of 170 amino acids.